AUGCCGAGGAGUGAUCUCGGUUAUUGGAGGCAGGAACCAGAGAACAGAGCCACAAGGGAGUCGGGGUCGGACACCGACCGCACCGAGCGGAUCCUCCGUGUCUUGUCUUUUGGCUUUGAUGUUCUUUGUCCUGGCCAGGACAAGAUAACAGAAGGGCACGUGGGGGGGUUAGAAAUUGUGUUGACCAGGUUGAUGAGAGCUCUUUUGCCGUCGGGUCCCAUUGCGCUUGGCUCCAAACAACAAAUGACCAGCAAACACAGGCGACGGUGUCAAGAUCGAAUGAGUGUUGUGGACAAACGCCCCGGAUCUUUCACACGUGAAAGCGGCCUGAGUAAAUUGAUGCCAUCGUGGAGAUGCAAAUUACCGUGA
Messenger RNA from Pochonia chlamydosporia 170, 369 nucleotides. RefSeq lists its product as hypothetical. The record is from RefSeq and is a predicted model, not a curated record. The transcript has a single exon. Lineage: Eukaryota; Fungi; Ascomycota; Sordariomycetes; Hypocreales; Clavicipitaceae. Bases 1 to 369 code for a protein of 122 amino acids.